This is a messenger RNA of Syzygium oleosum, 1190 nucleotides long. RefSeq names its product remorin 4.1-like. The transcript is spliced from 3 exons. Bases 131 to 958 code for a protein of 275 amino acids. The record is from RefSeq and is a predicted model, not a curated record. NCBI's taxonomy places the organism in Eukaryota, Viridiplantae, Streptophyta, Magnoliopsida, Myrtales, Myrtaceae.
CAUAUACCGUCACCACAAGACAAAACAGAUAAUGAAAAGCCCAGACCAUGAUUAAACCCUUUCUCUCACUACCUCGUCAUUCCUAGUCCCUUCUCUCUCUCCAUCUCGUUCUUGUUUCACUUCCCUUGCUAUGCUGAGCAUCGAACAUCAUCGUCAGAGGCCUACCACAAGCAGCGGAUCAAUCGCCGACGACGAUGAGCAACACUUCAGAGACAUCCACGCUCUGACCCCGCCGCCCCUGCCCCCGCCGCCCCCUUCCUCCACCGGUGGCCGCAGGAGAGACGCGUGGGAGCGGUCGUCCUCUCUGUCCAUGGGCAGCGACGUGGCCUCGAGCGAGAACUUCACCACCAUGAGCAGAGAGUUCAACGCACUCGUCAUCGCCGGCUCUACGAUCAACACCGAGACCGAGCAGGGGUCGAGCAACAACGCGAACGGGAACAACCUGGCGAUGAUCGGAGAAGAAGACGACGGCAUCCCGGUGGAGGAGACGAACCCGCUCGCGAUCGUCCCGGACAACAAUCCCCUGGAGGAGUUCGGGCGGAGCAGCAGCUCUUCGAGGCGCGCGGGGCCGAGUGCGAGCGGCGGCCCGGGGGACCAGGUGACGGUGCAGAGUGUGAAGAAGGAGGAGGUGGAGGCGAAGAUAGGCGCGUGGCAGAACGCGAAGGUGGCCAAGAUAAACAACCGGUUCAAGCGGGAGGACGCCGUCAUCGGGGGCUGGGAGAGCGAGCACGUCCACAAGGCCUCUUCUUGGAUGAAGAAGGUCGAGAGGAAGCUGGAGGAGAAGAGGGCGAGAGCGCUGGAGAAGAUGCAGAACGACAUCGCGAAAGCCCGCCGGAAGGCGGAGGAGAGGCGGGCGAGCGCGGAGGCCAAGCGAGGGACCAAAGUCGCCAGGGUCCUCGAGAUCGCCAACCUGAUGAGGGCCGUCGGCCGAGCCCCGGUCAAGAGGUCCUUCUUCUGAUAUGUUGUAGAAACAUAUAUACCAAAAGUCAGAACAACAAAAGGCCAAAAAAAAAAUAGAGGGUGUUGAGUGUAAUUAUGUUUAAUUAUGGGCAUGGAAAAAUAAGUGCCCCUUCAAAUUUCAGGCCUCCUUCGACCUUUUUCAGAAACGGGGCAAUAUUGGAAGGUGAGCGUGUUCGACUUUGGACCGUUUUUUAAGCUUAGGAGCUGUGAAUUGAAUGGUUGUUUGCCAA